Nothoprocta perdicaria is the source of this 1280-nucleotide messenger RNA. Its product is annotated as guanine nucleotide-binding protein G(q) subunit alpha. Gene Ontology annotation, molecular function: guanyl nucleotide binding; G protein-coupled receptor binding; GTPase activity. The transcript is spliced from 6 exons. Gene Ontology annotation, biological process: adenylate cyclase-modulating G protein-coupled receptor signaling pathway; phospholipase C-activating dopamine receptor signaling pathway; action potential. The record is from RefSeq and is a predicted model, not a curated record. Lineage: Eukaryota; Metazoa; Chordata; Aves; Tinamiformes; Tinamidae. Bases 40 to 945 code for a protein of 301 amino acids. Gene Ontology annotation, cellular component: heterotrimeric G-protein complex.
GGAACGGGAGAGAGUGGCAAAAGCACGUUCAUCAAGCAGAUGAGAAUCAUUCAUGGAUCAGGUUACUCUGAUGAAGACAAAAGGGGCUUUACGAAACUGGUGUACCAGAAUAUAUUUACAGCAAUGCAGGCCAUGAUCAGAGCCAUGGAUACCCUCAAAAUCCCAUACAAGUAUGAGCACAAUAAGGCUCAUGCACAGUUAGUUCGUGAAGUGGAUGUGGAGAAGGUGUCAACAUUUGAGAACCCCUACGUAGAUGCGAUAAGAAGUUUAUGGAAUGACCCUGGAAUCCAGGAGUGUUAUGACCGACGACGGGAAUAUCAGUUGUCAGAUUCAACUAAAUACUAUCUUAACGACUUGGACCGCAUCGCAGAUCCGGCCUACCUGCCAACUCAGCAGGAUGUGCUCAGAGUUCGAGUCCCCACAACAGGGAUCAUUGAAUAUCCAUUCGACUUACAAAGUGUCAUUUUCAGAAUGGUUGAUGUAGGAGGCCAACGAUCAGAAAGAAGAAAAUGGAUACAUUGCUUUGAAAAUGUCACAUCUAUCAUGUUCCUAGUAGCCCUUAGCGAGUAUGACCAAGUGCUUGUGGAGUCCGACAAUGAGAAUCGAAUGGAAGAAAGCAAAGCACUCUUUAGGACAAUUAUCACAUAUCCGUGGUUCCAGAACUCUUCAGUCAUUCUGUUCUUAAAUAAAAAAGAUCUCUUGGAGGAGAAAAUUAUGUACUCCCAUCUAGUUGAUUAUUUCCCAGAGUAUGAUGGACCACAAAGGGAUGCGCAAGCGGCACGAGAGUUCAUCUUGAAGAUGUUUGUAGACCUGAAUCCAGACAGUGACAAAAUUAUCUACUCCCACUUCACGUGCGCCACAGACACAGAGAACAUCCGCUUUGUCUUUGCUGCUGUCAAGGACACGAUCCUACAGUUAAACCUGAAGGAAUACAACCUGGUGUAGCCGUGCCAGGAGGCCCUCCGAGACCGCCCCCGUGGCUGAGGAUAGGCAAGAGGGACUGUAUUAGCUGUGAAAACAGUUUGCAUAAUACUAAUUUAUUGCCGGCCUGGACUCUGUGAAUGUCCACAGAGUUUGUAGUUAAUAUUAUGAUUUUAUUUAAACUAUAUGGAGGAAAAACAAAAGAUGCUGAAGUACAUUCACAGCACAUUUCCUCAUUUUUUAGGCAAAACCUUGUGACUCAAUGUGUUUUAAAAUUCUCAGUUGUACACUCACAAAGGAUAGCAGUUUUUUGCUACUGAAGCAAAAUCAAGCUGUUUUUCUCUUUCCCUGACCCUUUC